Microtus ochrogaster (prairie vole) is the source of this 2318-nucleotide messenger RNA. RefSeq names its product ArfGAP with coiled-coil, ankyrin repeat and PH domains 1 (gene Acap1). Lineage: Eukaryota; Metazoa; Chordata; Mammalia; Rodentia; Cricetidae. Gene Ontology annotation, cellular component: cytoplasm. The record is from RefSeq and is a predicted model, not a curated record. Gene Ontology annotation, molecular function: protein binding; GTPase activator activity.
AAAGCAGGUCACCUGAGAUGACGGUCAAGCUAGAUUUUGAAGAAUGUCUCAAGGACUCACCCCGCUUCCGAGCCUCAAUUGAAAUGGUGGAAGCUGAAGUGUCAGAAUUGGAGUCCCGCCUGGAAAAGCUCCUCAAGCUGGGUACCUGCCUCCUGGAAAGUGGGCACCAUUACCUUGCUGCAAGCCGUGCCUUCAUAGUUGGCAUUUGUGACCUGGCUCACCUGGGCCCACCAGAGCCCAUGAUGGCGGAGUGUCUGGAAAAAUUCACCGUGAGCCUAAAUCACAAGCUGGAUAGCCACGCCGAGCUUCUUGAUGCUACUCAACACACACUGCAGCAACAAAUCCAGACUCUGGUCAAGGAAGGUCUCCGGGGUUUCAGAGAGGCUCGCAGGGAUUUCUGGAGAGGGGCUGAGAGCCUGGAGGCUGCCCUUACCCACAAUGCAGAGGUCCCCAAGCGCCGCGUCCAAGAAGCAGAGGAGGCUGGAAUUGCUUUGAGGACUGCCCGAGCUGGGUACCGGAGUCGGGCAUUGGAUUAUGCCCUGCAGGUCAAUGUGAUCGAGGAUAAGAGGAAGUUUGACAUCAUGGAGUUCGUGCUACGUUUGGUAGAGGCCCAGGCUACCUACUUCCAGCAGGGCCAUGAAGAGCUAAACCGCCUGGCUCAGUAUCGGAAGGAGUUGGGUGCCCAGUUACACAACCUGGUCUUGAACUCGGCGAGAGAGAAGAGAGACAUGGAACAGAGGCACGUGUUACUGAAGCAGAAGGAGCUGGGUGGUGAGGAGCCAGAGCCAAGCCUAAAGGAGGGGCCUAGUGGCUUGGUGAUGGAAGGACACCUUUUCAAACGGGCCAGUAACGCAUUUAAGACCUGGAGCAGACGCUGGUUCACCAUUCAGAACAACCAACUGGUCUACCAGAAGAAAUAUAAGGACCCUGUGACUGUUGUGGUGGAUGACCUUCGUCUCUGUACAGUGAAGCUCUGUCCAGACUCAGAAAGACGUUUCUGUUUCGAAGUGGUGUCCACCAGCAAGUCCUGUCUCCUCCAGGCUGACUCUGAGCGCCUCCUGCAGCUGUGGAUCAAUGCUGUUCAGAGCAGCAUUGCCUCCGCCUUCAGCCAGGCUCGCCUUGAUAACAGCCCUCGUGGUCCAAGCCAGGUCUCAGGAUACCUUGCCCUGGGCUCUGCUGCUACCCUGGGCUGUGGCGGGGCAGCCAGAGGAAGGGAACCUGGGGGAGUUGGGCAGGUGGCAGCCCAGGUACAGAGUGUAGAGGGAAAUGCCCAGUGCUGCGACUGCAGGGAGCCAGCCCCGGAGUGGGCCAGCAUCAACCUCGGUGUCACUCUCUGCAUUCAGUGCUCCGGCAUCCACAGGAGCCUCGGUGUUCAUUUCUCCAAAGUCCGGUCUCUGACCCUUGACUCCUGGGAACCAGAACUCGUGAAGCUCAUGUGUGAGCUGGGGAAUGUCGUCAUCAACCAGAUCUACGAGGCCCGGGUGGAGGCCAUGGCAGUGAAGAAGCCAGGGCCCAGCUGCUCCCGGCAGGAAAAAGAAGCCUGGAUCCAUGCCAAGUAUGUGGAGAAAAAGUUUCUGACUAAGCUUCCUGAAAUUCGAGGGCGAAGAGGUGGCAGGGUACCCCCAAGAGGACAUCCUCCUGUGCCCCCAAAGCCUGCUGUCAGGCCGCAGCCAGGGAUUGUCAGGUCCAAAUCAGAGUCCCCAUCUGAUGACCUGGGAAGCCUGCACCCUGGGGCCCUGCUGUUCCAAGCUGCUGGACAUCCUCCAUCUCUUCCUACCAUGGCUGAUGCCCUGGCCCAUGGAGCUGAUGUCAACUGGGUCAAUGGGGCUCAGGGGAAUGCCACACCUCUGAUCCGGGCCACAGCUGCUAAUUCUCUUAUGGCCUGUGAGUUUCUCCUCCAGAAUGGGGCAAACGUGAACCAGGCAGACAGUGCUGGCCGGGGCCCACUUCACCAUGCCACCAUUCUUGGCCACACAGGGCUUGCUUGCCUGUUCCUGAAGCGGGGUGCAGAUCUGGGGGCUCAAGACGCAGAAGGCAGGGACCCUCUGACUAUUGCAAUGGAAACGGCCAACGCAGACAUCGUAACCCUGUUACGACUGGCAAAGAUGAGGGAGGCUGAAGCGGCCCAGGGCCAGGCAGGAGACGAGACGUAUCUCGACAUAUUCCGAGACUUCUCUCUCAUGGCGUCAGACGACCCCGAGAAACUCAGCCGUCGCAGUCACGACCUCCAUACUCUUUGAUUCCAGGCUCCUCCCCACUUUGCCAUGACUUGUUCUCUAAUAAAGUCUGUUUCUUCUUUCUCAGUACAUUUACUGGGC